AUGUUCGUCUUUUACAAGGAGACCUCUCAAACAUUGAAGUACUCACCAAUUAGGAAAAAUAGAAACGCAUCAAGUUUAUUAUUAAGUACUUCAUUAACAGCAUCAGCAGCACAACAUUGUCGCUGCUAUAUUCAUUCAUCUUCACCGCCCUAUUCGGUGCUGAUUUUUUCAGCUGCCGACAUCCUUUUCCGGCUCAUAGAGGGUUUUGUCGGUCAAGUCGAAGACGUGCAAAAGAAUUGUUUCCGUCAAAUUAUGAGCACACGCCAAUCGAAUCAAGAAAAUUCAUCUAUUUUCGACAGUAAUCGAUCACGCCGUCAACAACCAACACCUUCAAAUAUACCUUCAAAUCAACAACAAGAACCACUUAAUUCUUCUCCAUCUCAUAGUGAUCAAGCCUCAAAAGCCUGUUGUUUUUGUUGGUGUUGCUGUUGCUCCUGUUCGUGUCUGGUCUCGUGGCCACAUCAUUGGCAGCCGGAAUCGUUUGAAAUAACAACGAACAAUACCUCAACUAUUGAUUCACAAAUGACUCAAGUUGUGCCUGAACACGUGGCUCGUGCCAAAGUUGUUAGUGGAAAUACGAAUUCUCGAAAAGACAAUAGUACAAGUCAAAAAAAUCGUUCACAACGUUCAAAUUCUGCUACAUUAAGUGCGAUAUCCGUUACAUGUGAUACAGAUAUUUCAACACGAACACGUAAUAAUCAUUCUCAACAAAUUUCAACUAAAAAAUCUCCUCAUUUGUUUACAACAACAAAUAAUAUAGCGGCAUCUCGUUCAACAUCAGCAUUAACAAAUGUUUCUAUUAUACCUCCAAAUUCCUUUAAUAAUCAUCUACAACAACAACAACAACAACAACGUAAAACAUCUAUGUCAGCAGCAUGUGAAAUAAAUAUUAUACAUGAAAAACCAAAUAUAGUUUCAUCAGCAUCAACUAUGUCAAUACCAAAUAAACAUUUGAUUAAAACAACAACUGGUGCUGUUGGCGGAACACUACCAUCAGUUAAAAGUCUAUCUAUAAAACAUAAAUCAACAUCAUUUGAUGAUCAUCGAUCAACACGUGGAAUCGGAAAAAGUGUUCUCGAACAUCUUGUCUUUGUCUUUCCGGAAAAUGUUCGACGAAUACUGUCAGGACCAAAAAAUUUAACCGUGCGCACCGACGAAGGCCGUCCACCUGUUGAACCUAUUGAUUUAGGAGAACCACCAUCGAUCGACGAAGUUAAAAGUUGGUCGGAAUCAUUUGACAAAUUAAUGAUGAGUCCCGCUGGUCGGCAUUAUUUUCGAGAAUUCCUACGAUCAGAAUAUAGUGAAGAAAAUUUUUUAUUUUGGAUGUCUUGUGAAUCUUUAAAAAAUGAACAAAAUCCUGAUAUAAUAGAAGAAAAAGCAAGAUUAAUCUAUGAAGAUUAUAUAUCUAUUUUAUCUCCGAAAGAGGUAAGUUUAGAUAGUCGUGUGCGCGAAGUAAUUAAUAAAAAUAUGGUUGAACCAUCUCCGCAUACAUUUGAUGAAGCCCAAUUACAAAUAUAUACAUUAAUGCAUCGAGACUCUUAUCCACGUUUUAUUAAUUCACAUAUGUACCGGCGAUUAUUACGUAAUGAAGACGUUAAAACUUGA
Messenger RNA from Rotaria sp. Silwood1, 1605 nucleotides. Lineage: Eukaryota; Metazoa; Rotifera; Eurotatoria; Philodinida; Philodinidae. The record is from the annotation of a GenBank genome assembly.